Adelges cooleyi (spruce gall adelgid) is the source of this 1244-nucleotide messenger RNA. RefSeq names its product formylglycine-generating enzyme. The record is from RefSeq and is a predicted model, not a curated record. NCBI's taxonomy places the organism in Eukaryota, Metazoa, Arthropoda, Insecta, Hemiptera, Adelgidae. Bases 82 to 1083 code for a protein of 333 amino acids. Gene Ontology annotation, cellular component: endoplasmic reticulum. The transcript has 4 exons.
UUAUUAAAAACAAUAACAAUAAUAAUAAAAAUAAUAUUCAAACUAUUAUUACGGUUUCACGCAUAAAUUUAAUUUUAAAUAAUGUACGUUAAACUGUUUUUAAUUGUGCUAUUGUUGAGUAUAAAUUCAGUUAAAGCUGACUGCGGUUGUAGUACAAAUCGAGAUGCAUCAGUUACUGUAGAAGAAGAAACAUGUUCAACUAUAAAUGUAGAUACUUCAUAUACUUUAUCUCUUGAUUCAAUGGUCCUUAUUAGAGGAGGAAAUUUUACAAUAGGUACAGAUAAACCUGUGAUCAUAGCUGAUGGUGAAUCGCCUGCGCGUUUAGUGUACAUUGAUGACUUUUUUAUUGACAAAUUUGAAGUUAGUAAUUUCGAUUUUAAACAAUUUGUUGACAAAACUGGAUAUAAAACUGAAGCAGAAAAAUUUGGUGAUUCUUUUGUUUUUCAACUAUUUCUCAGUGAAAACGCUUUGAAAGAAGUCACGCAAUCUGUUAAGGAUGCUCCAUGGUGGGUGCCUGUUAAAGAAGCCAUGUGGAAGCAUCCUGAAGGAUUGGAUUCUGACAUUGAUGACAGAAAAUUGCAUCCAGUAGUACAUGUUAGUUGGAAUGAUGCUACAGAAUUUUGUAAAUGGGCUGGAAAAAGAUUACCUACUGAAGCAGAAUGGGAGGUAGCUUGCAGAGGUAAUCUUAAAGAUAGGCUCUAUCCAUGGGGCAACAAAUUGCUUCCUAAUAACAAACAUAGAAUAAAUAUAUGGCAGGGGAAUUUCCCCUUUAAGAAUACAGCCGAAGAUGGUUGGGCAGCUACAGCGCCUGUAAACCAAUUUAAAGAGAACGGUUACGGACUAUACAAUAUGGUUGGAAAUGUAUGGGAAUGGACAUCUGAUUUUUGGAAUGUACACCAUGAUCCAAAUUUUACAAUAAAUCCAAAAGGACCUUCAAGUAGUAAAGAAAAAGUUAAAAAAGGAGGCUCAUACUUAUGCCAUAAAGAUUACUGUUACCGUUAUAGAUGUGCUGCACGAAGUCAAAAUACAGCAGAUAGUUCAGCAUCCAAUUUGGGUUUUAGGUGUGCAAAAAAUAUUAAAUAAAACUACAAUUUUAUUUAUUUUGUGAUAUUAAUGAAUUAAUUGUAUAAAUAAUGUUAUGUAAUGUAACAAUAUUUAUAGAAAUACACUUUUUACUAAAUGAUUUUCAUAUAUUAUAUAUUUAUACAUUUUUGUACGUAUGGUUUAUAAAAUACUAUUCUAUA